Messenger RNA from Fusarium tjaetaba, 729 nucleotides. RefSeq lists its product as uncharacterized. The transcript is spliced from 3 exons. Lineage: Eukaryota; Fungi; Ascomycota; Sordariomycetes; Hypocreales; Nectriaceae. The coding region runs from base 1 to 729 and encodes 242 amino acids. The record is from RefSeq and is a predicted model, not a curated record.
AUGUACUUUGGACGCAUCAUUACCGCCUUGAGCCUUCUAGGUGCCUCAAACACCCUGCCAACCCAGGAUGGUGUUGUCCUACGCGGAAUGUCGUUGCCUAAUAUGGCAUGGGAUGAUAGUCUCCCGGAUGCAAAAGCACAAAUGGAGAAAUUCCUGAAAGCAUGGCCCCAAGUCAUCGUCAUGGCCAAGUUACUCCAUCUGAAAACCGAUCCAAGCCUCUAUCAAGAAGUCUUAAAGCACUACUUUGAGGAAAAGGAUGCGUCCAUAGUGGAGAAGGUUUGGAGGGGACUCAUAGGUGCAAAGGGUCAAGAUGAUCAGGGUGACGGCACAGGUAAUCCUCUCAUUUUUGACAUCGUCCUCACAAACAAGCCUACCGACAAGGAGCCCUGCCUCCGAAAGGACAAUGUUAGACUUGCAUGGCUUGAGCCUGUCGGCGACGGCACUCGCGCUGUAAUGAAGAUAUAUGACAAAGGCUGGCAAUUUCCAACCAUUGACGAAACCUCAGAUUUCCAGCCUCUUGUGGAUUGGGAUAUUCUUGAUUACACAUAUGGGCCCAAGAACACUCGUUCUGCAGUCACUAAUGACGAUAUCGUGACCAUUCUUAACGCCGAUCAGUACAGAUGGAUGGCGCAGGAGUACUACUGGUCACUUAUAUGUGACAAGACGUUCAAGGCUCCUACUAGCAAUGCAGAUUACCUUGACUGCCAAGGCACUUGCGUUAUUCAGUAA